Molecule: messenger RNA, 1038 nt
Organism: Purpureocillium lilacinum
Lineage: Eukaryota; Fungi; Ascomycota; Sordariomycetes; Hypocreales; Ophiocordycipitaceae
Molecular function (GO): oxidoreductase activity, acting on the CH-CH group of donors, NAD or NADP as acceptor
Source: RefSeq, a predicted model, not a curated record
AUGGCUCCCAACAAGACCCUCAUCUACAAGCAGAUUCCCAACGGGCUCCCCAAACCCGGCAAGGAUCUCGUCGUUGAGUCGCGCGACAUCGAUCUCGAGACUGCCCCCAAGGGCGGCUUGACCGUUCAGAUCCAGUAUGCCUCCUUCGACCCGUACCUGCGCGGCAAGAUGCGCGACCCCAAGAUCAAGUCCUACACCCCCGCCUUUGAGGCCAACACCCCCGUCGUCAACGCCACCGCCUCGCGCGUCCUCAAGAGCGACAACCCCAACUUCAAGGAGGGCGACAUCGUCGUGGGCGCGACCCCCAUCGCCGAGUACGCUCGCAUCGAGGACCCUGCCGCCGCCAUGGUCAAGAAGAUCAACAACGAGCACAACCUCGACCUCGGCAUCUUCCUCGGACCCCUGGGCAUGCCCGGCCUGACCGCCUGGUCCAGCCUGCACAAGAUUGGCCAGCCCAAGAAGGGCGAGACCAUCUUCGUCAGCUCUGCCGCCGGCGCCGUCGGCCAGGUCGUCGGCCAGGUCGCCAAGCGCGAGGGCCUCACCGUCAUUGGCUCCGUCGGCUCCGACGACAAGCUUGACUUUAUCACCAAGGAGCUCGGCUUCGACGCCGGCUUCAACUACAAGAAGGAGAAGCCUCUCGAUGCCCUGCGGAGGCUGGCCCCCAACGGCAUCGACAUUUACUACGAGAACGUCGGUGGCGAGCACCUCGAUGCUGCUCUUGAGGUCAUGAACCCCGGCGGCCGCAUCGUUGCCUGCGGAAUGAUUAGCGAGUACAAUGCGAAGCCCGAGGAGCGCUACGGCAUCAAGAACCUCAUGUACAUUGUCACCAAGCAGAUUCUGUUCCAGGGCUUCAUCGUCAGCAAGCCUGGCUUUGGCCCCGCCUACUACAAGGAGCACCAGGAGACGCUGUCCAAGUGGCUCGCUGACGGCAGCGUCAAGGCCAAGCUGGACGUCGUCGAGGGCAUCGACAACGCUGCCGAGGGGCUUGUUGGCAUGCUGGAGGGAAAGAACUUUGGCAAGGCCGUCUUGAAGAUUUAA